Bolinopsis microptera is the source of this 7140-nucleotide messenger RNA. RefSeq lists its product as uncharacterized. The transcript has 22 exons. Gene Ontology annotation, molecular function: protein binding; ATP binding; ATP-dependent protein folding chaperone. Gene Ontology annotation, cellular component: cytoplasm. The coding region runs from base 94 to 6645 and encodes 2183 amino acids. The record is from RefSeq and is a predicted model, not a curated record. NCBI's taxonomy places the organism in Eukaryota, Metazoa, Ctenophora, Tentaculata, Lobata, Bolinopsidae.
UAUUAGGAUGACUUGACUUUGAAGAGCAGAAAAUGGCCCAUACCCCGUAUUGCAAUCAAAAGAAAGUUUGAUUUAGUUUAAGAAUCUCUGAUAAUGCCCUUCAAAGACGUAGUUGUUCUCUUUGAUUUUGACUGGACAAUCAAUUAUAAAGAAAAGCUUCGUAUCAAAAACCAAGUUCUGAACCAUGGAGGAUGUGUCUCAUAUUCUUUAACCAAGAAGGUUAAAUUCAUCGUGUCCACCAACCCAACGCUCACCAAGGAUACGUACCGUGGCAGGGCUGCCAAGAAACUUGGAAUACCUAUUGUAGAUAUUUAUUACUUAAAAGAGUGCAUCAUUGCGAACUCUUUACUAGAAUUGGAUAAAUCUUUGGUCUUGAGUGAUACUGAAAAAUUACAGUCUGGAAGAAUAGAUUUACCAGAUCAGGGUGAUUCAGCUGAACUCGAGUCAGACUAUAGAAAAAUCCCAGAUUUCCAGGAUCUGGCAACAAAAGGGAAAGAAGACGUCAAAAUUGACCGCAGCAAGUUCCGCUGUGUCAAAUACUCCACUACUGGAUGCACAGAACUUUGGAUGAAUGAAGGAACUCCUCCUGAGGAGUACAUAGUAUUGAAAUGGGUUACUCUUCCUAAGGCAAUGAAUCACAACAAAGGAUGGAUAUUCUCAAGUUUCCAAGAUGCUUUGUUCAUGUACUGCUUCAUUACUCCACAUGCAGAUGUCACGAAUACACUCAGCCACCCAAAUAUGAAGGUUAACCAAGAUACAAAGAUGCCAGGAAAUUCAGACAAAAUCUUACAUUAUUACUGGAGAAAACUAUUGGAAGUUUUUAAACAGUUGGAGAAUUGGAAAGUAUCCGUCAGUAACAUCCAUAGGGACCUAUCAAUAAUGCAUGAUAUAGCCCACUUGCUCAAAACCGGAGCCAGUGAAGCCGAGAUAAAGGAACUUGGGGACCAUUUAUCGGAGGGCUGGGAACACUGCACCCCUCCAAAUCUACGUGCUGUCUACUCUUCUAUUUUCAUAUCCCAGCUCUGUCUGGACAUUUUAGCUGUGGCGCCUCAACCAAGAAAACUAAACUCCAUACAAGAAGUUUACGCGAUAUUGGACUUUUCAUUCAGUGGUCCCGUCACAGAAUCGUCGAUACCUCUGACUCACAAGAAAGCCCUAUCCUGCCCUCUGGAACACCCAAUAUCUGCCCAACUGUUUGCCAGUAACUCUAACGGAGGAAGUGGAAAGUGCAAGAUGCUAUAUCAUGUGACAUCAGAAAGGAAUGUGAUCAGUAUUCUAUCAAGAGGCUUCUAUUUACCCACCCUGAUAGAGAGUGAGAUGGGUGUAGAGAGAAGAGACUCUGGUAACCUUGGUAACGGGGUCUACUUCAGCUCUUCUUUGGAAGACUGUGCUAAAUACCUAAACAAAGAAAACAACGCUAUCUUUAAAUGUAAAGUGUGCGUUGGAGAAGUAUUUGAGACGACAGUAUCUAUGCGUGAUGUAAUACGGGCCCCGCCAAGAUAUGAUUCCAUUCUUGGAGUGCCGAAAUCUGGAAAUCGGCCAACCUCCGCUUUCGACACGGCCGAAUAUUGCAUUUUUGACAUGACUGCUAUUGAGAUUGUAGAACUGAUAGCUUGUGAUAUUCCUCUAAACGAAUUAAACAAGAACAAAGACUUUGCUGAUGAGAAUAAUGUACAAUCCUUCCAUAACCGGGACGCCUCUGACUUCAACAUUCAAGAAAUCUUUGACGGCUCCUGCGUGUCCCGUCCUAAAGUUGGUCUCCUAGUUGGUGGAAAAGAAGCCUCACUCUCCGGUUCAAUCCAUGUUUACAGCGAGCUGACUGAUCUAGCAGCACGUGUCACAAUUGUACAAUCCUACGAGAGUAACGAGAAGUCGGUGAAAGAAGCAAAGUACCUGUUUCCCAUCACAGAUAGCUCGGCAGUGUGCGGGUUUGAAGCUUAUAUUGGUAAUAAACAUGUGGUGGGAAAGGUUAAGAGAAAGGAGGAAGCAAGGAGGGAAUAUAGGAACGCGGUAAAGGCAGGUCAUGGAGCGUAUCUGAUGGAACAAGAGAAACCUGACCUGUUCUCCGUCGCGCUGGGCAAUGUGCCAGCUGGUCCGGUCACUAUUCACAUCAAGAUAUUGUACGUGACUGAGCUUGUUAUAGAGGAUACGGAGAUAGUGUUCAGUGUACCCGCUCUGACUCAAGGAGGGACUGAUAACAAGUUAACUCAGGUCACCACGGAUACCACGCUGGUCACGUGUCAGGCCACACCCAUCAACUUUCAUGCUUCUCUUGCCAUGCCUUUUGAUAUUGUCAAGGUUUACUCUCCAGGACGAACUGUGCAGGUGAAGAAAACAGACACCACCUGUUCGGUAAAAUGGGAAGGAGUUCUAUCUGAGGAGCUUUCUCUAAGAGUCUCCCUGGCUGAGAUCCAUCGGCCGAGGAUGUGGGUGGAACAAAACGGGAGCAGCGAGGCUGCCAUGCUCACAUUCUACCCGGAUAUUCAGUUCUCUGAGGGUGUUAAGAUGAUUAGUUUGGUUAUUGAUUGUUCUCGUAGUUUAGAGGGGUCCUGGGUUGAUGUGAUCAAGUUAGCGCUGUGUUUCUUGGAGCGGUUACCAGAGGGGUGUGUCUUCAACGUUUACAAGGUUGGGGCGCUUUUUGUGGAGUUAUUUCCCUAUCAUGCUGUCUCUACCCAGCAAAAUAGGGAUAUUGCCAAGGAAUUUAUUUCUGAUCUAAAACCUACCGAGUCAUCUGCCAAUGUGUACAAGAUUCUUAGUGCAUACCUUGCCAUGAAACCAAAGAUCCCGGGACAGUUUAUGAACAGUUUUAUACUAAUCAGCGAUGGCUUGGUGACAAACCCAAAACUCACCCUGGAAACAGCACGGCAGUUCAACUAUUCAGAUAGGAUAUUAGCAGCAGCUAUCACCACUGGAGGAAAUAAACAUUUCAUGCAAAACCUCGGUCAAGUCUCUGGUGGUUCAUUUGAAUUGUUUGAUGGUAAUGCCAAACGAAAGUGGCCAACCAGCAUUGCUAAAUUCCUGAAAAUCUGUACUGAACCGGGUCUAACAAAAGUUGACUUGAGAUGGAAAGUAUUUGGUAUGAACAGAGAUGAAAUAGAGCAAGCACCAGUGUCAAUAUCCUCGCUUUUCAACAAAACCAGACAGACAAUGUACGGCUUCGUCCCUAACUGCCGUGCUGCAACACUGCUAGCUUACAUUGGGGAACAGGAGCUGGAGACUCUGGUCAGUUGUGCCGAUCUAAAUGUUACCAAAGGAGACACACUGCACAAACUCACUGCAAAUGCCUUGAUAGAGGAUUACUUCAAGGGGAAUCUCAGGGAGGAUCAGAUGGAACACGAGGCUCACUUUAGGAAGAGAAAAGAAGCAAUAACUGAACUUUCUAUUUCACAUUCCAUACUGUGUCCACUUACCAGCUUCAUUGCUGUUGAAGAGAGAGAAGAGGGUGAGGUGAGAGAGGAAACGAUUGAUAUUGAGGAGAUACUGGCGACUUUGAGACAAGAUAAACUGGCUUAUAUGGCUUGGGAAGACCAUUCUGAUGUUGGGUAUCAUGAGGAUGAUAUAACGAUGAUUGAGACACGCGCACGUAAUAAGAAAGUUAUUCCGGCACUGAGUAACAUCGAUAAAUACGGAUGGGCAAGUUCGGAUGUUAAAUUACUUCCUUACUUGGCAUUUAUUGCAGCAGAGGAUGGAAAACAUGAGCCUAUGUCUUUUCUCCUGUCCGAAACUUUAUCGGAUAUUGCCAGAUCUGUGGCUGAUACAAGAGGCAUCUCUCCCAGCCACAUUGUUUUCCCUGUUAAGGACCAAUACAAAACCCUAGCUGAGCUGAAUUACCGAUCACUUUCAAAUAUAACUUAUCGUGUAAAAGAUAUCCCUCUCACUGUCACUAUAAGAUCAGACGCUACAGAAACACCUAUUAUCAUCGCAUCAAGAGGUUCUGCUACGAUCAGAGAAAUAAAAGAAAAAAUAAAUGAGCAACGUCUAGAUAACAAAAUCCCUGUAGAAUAUCAGCGCCUUCGCUUAACAGGGAAAGACUUGGAAGAUGACAGCACUCUAGAUGAUUACAAAGUGACAGAAGGUUGCACCUUGUCCAUGGAGAGUAAACUAGGACCAUAUCGUGGGAAUCCAAGUAACGCUAACUUACAAGUCAGUACAUUAACUGGUACUGGAACCAAAUUCCUCGUAAUUGUAAACACUGGGUUUUCAGCCUUGCAUCUAAAAUCAAAAAUUGAGUCCAUAACUGGAACCCUCGCUUCAGAUCAAAGAUUAAUCUUUGAUGGAAGGCAGCUGGAUGAUAACGUACCGUUAUUUCACUACGGUAUCAAGGAGGGAAGUGUUAUAUUCCAGGUUCCAACGUUGAGGGGAGGUGGUGGCCCUGUACCAUCUAAACAGCCUGUACAAGCAGGUGGUGGUGCACUUUAUGUCAAAACGUUAACCGGCAAAACUGUUACAUUGGACUCAGAGAGCAGUAUGACGGUAGAGGAAUUGAAACAAUCCAUCCAGGACAAAGAAGGGAUACCCCCAGAUCAACAGAGACUCAUCUUUGCAGGAAAACAACUUGAGGAUGGGAGGACUCUAUCUGAUUACAACAUAUCAAAGGAGAGUACCCUGCACCUGGUGUUGAGACUGAGAGGCGGGCCCGGUCCGGAACAGAGUGUACAACAAAAGAGUGUGGGAUCUGCAAAAUCUCUGCUGGUUACUGGUGAUAUCAGUUCUGUCGAAUCAAGUGCAGAGGAAGGAGAGGAGGAGGAGGAGGAGGAGGAGGAGAAGGAGGAGGAGGAGGAAGAGGAGGAGGAGGAGGAGGAGGAGGAGAAGGAGAAGGAGAGGGAGUCUGGGACAGAGGACUAUGAGUCAUAUCGUGAAAUGCUUUGCUAUGGUACAGCCUCUGGUACGUCAUUUUCUGGAAUCUGUGCUGGAUCUGUUGAUGCAUAUGAUAACUCAUCUGAAACUUAUAGUGUAGAGAUGAAAUUUGCUCGAGAAUUGUUUGAUAAAACUCCUUCCGAAGAAGAAACAGGGUAUUCACUGUUUGAUGAUAAUACCAGUUCUUCAUCUAAUACAGGAACUCUGCCGUUAAAAAUGUAUUCAUGUAGUGAAUUAUCUAGUGAUUCAUCUAAUGAAUCAUCUAAUGAAUCAUCUAGUGAAUCAUCUAGUGAAUCAUCUAGUGAAUCAUCUAGUGAAUCAUCUAGUGAAUCAUCUAGUGAAUUAGCUUCGUUGAUAGAACCUGCUAAACCCUCCUACAAACCUACUUGUUUUGAUGUUAAACCUGUCAGUCUUGGUGCAGCUCCAGUGUACAGGACUGGAGGAGGAGGGGGAAGAGUGAGAGGAGGAGGAGGAGGAGGAGGGAGAGGAGGAGGAAUGGGAGGAGUAUCGAGUAUUAAACGGUUAAGUUGUGAGAUGGAUGAAAUCAGAUGUGAUUUAGUUUCGAGACCCGAAUUUAUGAUUUCUGAUCGUUUCGAUGAUGAUGAUGAUGAUGAUGAUGAUGUCAUGUUUAAUGAUUUUUCGGAAAUAAAAGCAAAGAAAAAGAUGAAGAAAAAAUCUCCUGAGCAGUGCUUUGAUUUACUCCUCCUUGAUGUCUCCCCACUUUCAUUAUCAAUUGAAGACAGCAGUCACGUGAGCAUUCCUAUAGUGCCCCGAAACUCCAGUAUCCCCAACCGGAAAUCACUAGACUGUAUUACAACCCAUGAUUAUCAAACCAGCGUAAAAGUCGCUCUCUACGAAGGGGAACGGAGGAGAGUUAAGGAUAAUAUGUAUCUUGGAGAGAUUGUGAUAUCUGACAUUCCACCAGAUCUGCAAGGGUCGGUCAAGAUAAAAGUCACUGUGGAGAUAGAUGCAACUUCAAUGAUUCAUCUUAAAGUGAAAAUUGGCGAUGAGGAGGAAAUGAGGUCUAUGUACAAUUCUGGACGGCUGAGUUCAGAACAGAUAGAGAAGUCUAUAAAAGACGCGAAGGAUGAUUUUCGUGAUGGCAAACUAAACAUUCCAGCUGAGAUUUCCUUACCCGCUCCGGAUAUCAAUACUUUCCAGAACACUGCUGACAAAAAAAGGAUCGCCCCUACUUUAGAGAAUUUGAUAUCUUGUUAUCGCAACGGUUACGAAAGACUAGUUGCUGUUUCAUCUUUCUCAUGUACUGAAGUUGAUUUGAACGUUACGAUGUACGAAAGCUGGGUCUCCUCUUUACGUCAGUUUCCUCAAACAAUUGACCACAUAAUGGAAUACAGAUAUAAGGUUUGCGUCGAAAAUUCGAACGGUGAACCAUCUAUCCCCGAUGUCAUGAAGAUAGUACAGAAGUUGCUGGUCACUGGUGGAAUAAGAAGUCUUGGAACUGAUCUGCAGACUAAAACCGCCUCCCAUCUCAUGGAUUUGUUAACCUUGAUAAGAUCCAUGGAAAGGACCAAGCGUACUGAAAAUCUAAUGAAGUCACUAUUCGAACCUAGUGAUAUUCUUAGAAGACUCGAGAUUUCAAAUACUGUAGCGUCACUCUUUCUCACACUUUCUGCAGUGUUUGGAAUUGCAACAAAUGAUAACACUAUCAAUCACGAGAUUCUGAGGAACCUCGGUGAUCUCCACCUAGCGACCGAGUUAAAGAUAUUUUCGGAAUCUCAUCACGUCACCCCUCCACCUUCUGUCUGUGUUGUUUCCGAUUUAGAUUGAUUUUUCUUGAGUAUUCGGUUAUUGGUAUGUGUACUGAGAACAUAAUUUUUUAGCGGUUGCAAAAUUAUAUUUUUUACAAUUAUUGUUUUUAUUUACAUAGCAAUUGUGAUUUGUAUGUAUAUGUAUUAUGUUAAGUUUAAUAGAGCGUGUUUGAUUAAUAGCGAUGUUAGAUUUAAUUGAUAAAACUCAGCCGAAGCAAUGCUGCAGUUGCUUAAAAUUAAAUACUUUCGCUCGAUAUUGGUUAAUUUUAAGCUAAAGAUUAAAAGUCUAAAUUAUUAUCUGAACAGUUACGUUCACACAUUUGGACUUGUGUUACAUACAAUAAGUAUAACUUUUAGACUCUAGUGUCCAGACUAAAUAAGAUUUUUAUCGACCUAAAAUGGUUUGGGAAUAUUUUGAACAUUUUAUAUAUAACAUGUUAAUGUUAUGUAUGAUAUUUUCUUGUCACUUAAGCUUUGACUUCGAAGUUCGACGCAUCAAAUACUUUAUUAUCUU